Molecule: messenger RNA, 1766 nt
Organism: Melospiza melodia melodia
Lineage: Eukaryota; Metazoa; Chordata; Aves; Passeriformes; Passerellidae
Gene: GOLPH3L
Product: golgi phosphoprotein 3 like
Exons: 4
Coding region: 7-858 (283 amino acids)
Biological process (GO): retrograde vesicle-mediated transport, Golgi to endoplasmic reticulum; Golgi to plasma membrane protein transport; Golgi vesicle budding
Cellular component (GO): Golgi cisterna; trans-Golgi network; cytosol
Molecular function (GO): phosphatidylinositol-4-phosphate binding
Source: RefSeq, a predicted model, not a curated record
CCGGAGAUGACGACGCUGACGCGCCGGGGCCGGCGGGCCGAGGGCCGGGGCUCCGAGAGGAAGGGCGAGGGUGAGGAGGAGGCUGCGGACAGGGAGCUGAACGAGGACGAGCCCGACGACUCCAAGGACAUCCGCCUGACCCUCAUGGAGGAGGUGCUGCUCCUGGGGCUGAAGGACAAGGAGGGCUACACCUCGUUCUGGAACGACUGCAUCUCCUCGGGGCUGCGCGGCGGGAUCCUCAUCGAGCUGGCGCUGCGCGGCCGCAUCCGCCUGGAGCCGCUGGCCCUGAGGAAGAAGAGGCUGCUGGAGAGGAAGGUGCUGCUGAAGUCGGAUGCUCCCACUGGGGAUGUGCUGCUGGAUGAGACCCUCAGGCACAUCAAGGCCACAGAGACAGCAGAGACGGUGCAGACCUGGAUAGAGCUGCUCACUGGAGAGACCUGGAACCCCUUCAAGCUGCAGUACCAGCUGCGCAACGUGCGCGAGCGCCUGGCCAAGGCGCUGGUGGAGAAGGGCAUCCUGACCACGGAGAAGCAGAACUUCCUCCUCUUCGACAUGACCACGCACCCCGUGUGCAACGCCUCCGAGAAGCAGCGCCUGCUCAAGAGGCUCCAGGAGAGCGUCCUGGAGCGUUGGGUCAACGAGCCCCAGCGCAUGGAGCGCAGGACCCUGGCCCUGCUGGUGCUGGCCCACGCCUCGGACGUGCUGGAGAACGUUUUUGCCAGCCUGGCCGACGACAAGUACGACGUGGCCAUGAACAGGACCAAGGACCUGCUGGAUAUGGACCCUGAGGUGGAGGCUGCCAAGGGCAAGGGCAUGGAGAUGAUCUGGGCCGUGCUGGCGGCCUUCAAUAAGUCCUAGAAGCUCUCCUUGGUGGGUCCCAUCAUGGGCUUCCACCCUGGGGUCUCCCCAGAAGAACCUGGACUUAGAAGGUGCUAAGGGCAAAGGCACAGAGAUGAUCUGGGCCAUGCUGGUGGCCUUCAAGAAGUCCUAAACCCCUCCUCACAUGGGAUGGGGGAGAUCCUUGAUGGGUCCCAUCAAGGGGACUCCACACCCUACAUGGGGUCCUACCAAGGGGAACCUCUCUCCCCAGAAGGACUUGGACCUGGAACGUCCCAAAGGCAUGGCCACAGAGAUGAUCUGGGCCAUGCUGGUGGCCUUCAGUAAGUCCUAAACCCCUCCUCACAUGGGAUGGGGGAGAUCAUUGAUGGGUCCCAUCAAUUGGACCCCUCUCCCCAUGGGGACCUGCAGUUCCUGGGGCACUGGGUGGGCUCAGCCUGGGGAGGGACCAGGGGAUUUUUGUUUUUCCCCUUCCCAGGUAGGGUUGGGAGGUGAGAACCCACCACCAGCACCACCACCAGAGCCUCGUGGUGCCUCCAGGGAGAGGUGGCAGCAGCUCUUCACUCCUUGGGCAUUUCCUUCUGAGGCCAGCGCAGAGCCGGGGGUGGCAGAAUUGGGGUGGCAGAGUUUGGGGUGCCCCAGGAGCUGCUCCAAGAGGCCAAACCCUGGCACAGACAGGACUCCUGGGUGCCUCUCCCACAUCCAGCUCCAGCUCUGGGGUGCCCAUGAGGAGCUCACACCCUCCUGGGAUGGUUUGGCGGUGUUGGGCACCCAGAGCCCCCCCAGGCUGUGCCCUCAUGGCUCAGCUGCUCUUUCUAGUAAGAAGAACCAAGUGAAACUGUGAUUAUUUUUGUUCACAACCUUCUUCCUUCCUUCCUCCCCCACUUGAUUCUCCUGUAGUUCACUUAAAACUGAAUUAUUUCUCUGCA